GGACGGGACCAGUGAAAAACUCCACAUCUCUCUCUCUCUCUCGCCUUCUGGUGGCUCCUCUCUCCCGUGAAGCCACCCUCUUCCUCCUGUGUCGAUAACAAAGCAUUUGCGAAUCGUGGUGAAAGGUCUAUUCCGAGUGUUCCAAAAUGAACGAGACUAUGAAGCAGUUCCAACAAAGCUUAAUUGAGCUUGAAACUGAAGCUGAGCAUCUCCUUCUAGCCCGGACACAGCUGCUAGAAAAUGAUAAAGUUAGGAAUGAGAACAGGGAAGCACUAACUGCUUUGAGGAAGAGGGCUAGGACUACAAAAUCUAGUGUUCCAUCUCCCUUUGAGUCGAUAAUGAAGGAUAUUGGAGGACCUGAAUCAAGGCCUUUGGUGCAGGAGGUAUGUGCAACAUGUGGUAACCAUGACUCAAGUGAGUGCACAUGGAUGAUGUUUCCAGGAACUGAUGUCUUUGCUAUGAUUCCAUUCCAUGCUUCCCACACCAUCUUGGAGAAAGACCAAGAACGUGUUGAUUUUGAAGCUAAGAAACUACAAAGCUUUGUGAAGGAAAAGUCCUUUUUGAUUUCCGAAAAAGGUGCAUUGUCUGACAAGAUAGGUCCUGGUGUGCUCAGAUCUCUUGUAACCUUAACAGACAAACCAAAGUGAGGUGUAAUGGCUAAUUGCUCAAUUAUGUAUGGAAUGUCCGUCGUUGCAGAAAGUAAGUCUGGUUUGCUUUUUCCCUUUGAAGACUAUGGUAGCAAUAAAGCAUCUGAACAAAGUAGUUGAAUGUAUAUCGAAGUCUGUUAUGUUAUGCACUUUGUUCGUAGAGUUAAGUCUGGUCUGGAGGUUCAGAACACUUCAUUGUGGACUUUAAUCAGUUUCCUUUUAUUAAUUGUUCUUAAUCCUCAAGGUAUGGUGUUCAAAAUUUAUAAAUUGUUUUCGUGCAUUGAUUUGUGAAAAUUGAAUGACAUGCAUAAGCUUAUCA
This is a messenger RNA of Tripterygium wilfordii, 966 nucleotides long. RefSeq lists its product as uncharacterized. The record is from RefSeq and is a predicted model, not a curated record. Lineage: Eukaryota; Viridiplantae; Streptophyta; Magnoliopsida; Celastrales; Celastraceae. Bases 147 to 647 code for a protein of 166 amino acids. The transcript has 5 exons.